ACCCCGUUCAAGAAAUCAGAAAUGAGUGCGAAUUGCUCAUCAGAUGUUUUUGAAUUAAGGAGAAUAAAUGUGAGACUCGUGCAGUGGCGGUGCUCGUUUGUGCGUAAAACAGCAUCCUGAAAAGUGCAGUGACAAUAGCGCCGGGCUAAAAGCUGCUCUCUCAGUGUUGGUCACUUCUUAUGCAGAGCGCGUCUGCGGAGAGGACCGCCGGGCUCUCUGCGUCCUUCACACUCUUCGUGAGUGAGGACGGUCCGCCAAAAAAACAGAGCCGAAAGUGUCGAAACAUUAUCUUUUUGCUCUUUUUAAUUUUCGUGGACAAUCGCUCGGAGUCUGGUGGGAAAUCGAAGAUCUGAUCGGAAACUCAGCGCAUCCGCCUGCUAUCUCGCUGUGAGGAGACAUCAGGAAACUGAAGAGGGGAGACAACGUGUUGUGAAUACAGAUGAGAGCAACUAUUGACACCUUCAGCCUACCAGUCUGCUGUGUCAAAGCUUAAAAGGACAUCUUCGCGAAGGAUUCAGCUUCACCUCGGUCAUUUAAUUCAGUCUGUGCAUCAUCCACUGUCCGUAGAUGCUUAUUUACUAGCUCAGUCUCUUCACCCCAUCUCCUUUCCGCUCCUUCCCGGUGGUGAAAACUGGCUGUCUGCCAUCGGUUGUCCUCGAAGCGCACAGAAAACCAAUAGAUCCCCCCCCCCCCACCCCUCCAAAAGAAAUCCCGAAUCAGACGAGACCCGUCUGUGGCUCUGAUAUGCUGUAAAUUGUCUAAUCUGGACUGGACUUGUAUUAUGGCUUCGCUUUAUCAGAGGUUCACCGGGAAGAUCAAUACGACCAAUUCCUUCCCGCACCCACCUGAGGCCAGCCACCUUCUCGGUGGACAGGUUGCAGACGAGGAAAACGCAGCGAAGAGCCCUCAACAACUCGUCGACGGCAGACCUCACGUCCAGUACCGCAAAAAAUGCAUACAGGAGGACGAGGAUGACCUGGUAGGCAGUGCUCCACCACAGAGGAACUGGAAAGGAAUAGCCAUCGCCCUGCUGGUCAUCCUCAUCAUCUGUUCCCUGAUUGUCACCUCUGUCAUCUUGCUGACCCCUCGUGAAGACGACAGCCUCGCCCUCAAGAAGAAAGUGACCAUAGAGGAUGUUUUUGGACCGGACCUUCGCAUCCACGACCCCAACGCCAAGUGGCUCAGUGACAAUGAGCUGCUGUACCGCACAAGGGAUGGAGACGUUGUCAAGCUUAAUGUUGGCACAAUGGAGAGGAAUGUUGUUGUGCCUAACCAGUUGUUCGUCAGAUCCAGAGCCGAGAAGUACCAAGUGUCCCCAGACAUGCAGCAUGUUUUGUUCGCCUUCGAAGUGAAACCGAACUACCAGCAUUCCUACCAGGCCAAGUACAUUAUUUACAGCCUUGUGACACAGGAAACGUGGCCUCUGAAUCCCCCUGAAGUGCACGACGCCGUUCUGCAGUUUGCUGGAUGGGGACCCCGAGGCCAGCAGCUGAUCUUCAUAUUUGAAAACAACAUCUACUACAGAACAACAGUAGAGAGCCGAGCAAUCCGCCUGGUUUCCACUGGUAAAGAGAAAAUUGUCUUCAAUGGCCUUGCUGACUGGCUGUAUGAAGAGGAGAUCCUGCAGACCCACAUAGCCCACUGGUGGUCUCCAGACGGGCUGCGCCUGGCCUAUAUGACCAUCGAUGACACUCUGGUGCCAAAGAUGGAGGUUCCCUUUUUUACAGGAUCGCCUUACCCCGCCAGCCUGGAGUAUCACUACCCAAAGGCUGGAGAGGAAAACCCUGCAGUGCACCUGUCAGUGGUGAGCCUUAACGGUCCCCUGUACACCGUGGUGAUUAAGAAGCCUGACGACCCCCGAAUAGGGAGGGAGUUUUAUAUCACCAUGGUGAAAUGGGCCACCAGCACCAAGCUAGCUGUCAACUGGCUGAACCGAGCCCAGAACAACUCUAUCCUGACACUGUGUGAGGCUACAACUGGAGUUUGUGUUAAGAAACAUGAAGAUGAGAGUGAUAGCUGGUUGCACAGACAGAAUGAAGCUCCGCUCUUCUCCCAAGACGGACACAAGUUCUUUUUCACCAGAGCAAUCCCUCAGGGGGGGAGAGGGAAGUUCUUCCACAUCUCGAUGUCCACCUCCAUGCCUAACAGCAGCACAGACAUCCUUCAGUCCCUGACCUCUGGAGACUGGGACGUCACCAGCAUCUUGGCCUACAAUCACGAAAAGAACCUCAUAUACUUCCUGAGCACAGAGGACGACCCCAAACGACGGCACUUGUACAGUGCUGACACAAUCCCUCCAUUCAACCGCUGCUGCCUGUCUUGCGAGUUCAACUGCGGCUAUGUGGACGUUUCUUUCAGCCACAACAUGCAGUACUUCUUACUCUACUGCAAAGGUCCAAGUGUACCGAGCGUGGCUGUCUAUAGCACCAAGGACAAACAGAAGGUGUUUGAUGUGGAGACGAAUGAAAGGGUAAACAACACCUACAACAACAUGCAGAUGCCCAAAGUGGAAAACAAGACCAUUACUAUAGAUGACUACACUCUGACAAUGCAGAUUCUGAAGCCAGCUGGAUUUGUGGAAACAGCCCAUUACCCCUUACUGCUGCUAGUGGACGGUACGCCCGGCGGGCAGAUGGUGUCGGAGCAGUUCCGAGUGGACUGGGCCACAGUUCUGGUCAGCAGCUUCAGCACCAUCGUUAUCCGCUUUGAUGGCCACGGCAGCGGCUUCCAGGGCACCAACUUUCUCCACAAAGUCAGGAGGAAACUGGGAAAACUGGAGGAGAGGGACCAGCUGGAGGCACUCAGGUUCAUAUCCAAAGAGCCUUACAUCGAUAAGACUCGAAUGGGAGUUUAUGGAAGGGCCUACGGAGGAUAUUUAGCCACAAUGCUUCUGAGCUCUGAGUUCACCCAACUCAAAUGUGGAACAGCCGUCUCGCCCAUCACAGAUUUUGAGCUAUAUGCAUCUGCAUUUUCAGAAAGAUACCUUGGCCCAAAGACAGAUUCUCGAGUAUAUAAGAUGGCAAAUUUAGAACACAGAGCUGGUCAACUUCUGCAGAAGCAGUACCUGAUAAUUCAUCCAACUGCUGACGAAAAGGUUCACUUCCAGCACACGGCAAAAUUUAUCAAUCAUUUAAUCGGCGAAAAGGCCAAUUACACUCUACAGAUAUACCCAGAUGAGGGACACUUCCUCCAUGGUGAUGGGACACAGCAGCACCUGAGUCAGUCCCUCGUCAACUUCUUUCAGGAGUGUUUCCGGGUGCCGGAAAUACUGACGGACGACCAGCAGGAAGAGGAUGAGGAUGACAGCUAAACCUGCUCCUCUGAGAAGCCCACGGCCAGCUAUUACAGCACAAUAUGCAACAGAUCUUUCUAACCCAGUCGACCCAUGCCACCUGCUGUCCAAUCAGAUUUCACCUCCACUCUGCACCUGCAUGUGCAAAGGGGCCUCGGCCUACAUCCCCUCUCCUCACCUUGUGCUGGCUGCUGGCGAGAAACUAGCCAGAGAGACUAAACAAAUCCAACAUAUGAGCAGUCUAUCUCUCUCUCUCUCUCCCUGUCUCUCAGCUGUUGGAACAUAUGGACUAGCCCUCCCUCUAGUGGACAAAUAGAGGAUCAACGUGACGUCCAUUGGGCAACGCGUCUCCGUCCCAAACCAGGUACAUUAAUCGAGCGCUUUGCAGCACAAAAUGUCCCCCCUCAAGAUAAGUUAAUUAUGUCAAGAUUUAACUUUUGAAAGGCUGCCGGUUUGUUUCUGACAACCUUGCCGACCAACUUAAUGAUUACUGUGUUCAUGAGUAUCAUUACUGCUUCUUCUUUCUCAGACUUUCUCUGUUGAGUGUCGUGUCUAUGAGUGAAUGUCUGGCUGCAUCAGUCCUCAGUUGCAUUACAAAAUGAGGGCACAAUGUUUAACUUGUGUUGUACUCCAAAAGAGACAGCGUCUGUACAAAAGUGAUAUGAAGUCAUAUUUUUUCCCUCCUCAUAUAUCUGAAUUAAACUCCUGUUUCUUUUAGUCACUGUGCCUUACUGUGGGUGAAAAUGUUCAUUGUAGGAAACCCACAUGACACUGAAAAUGAGUUAUUAUGGAUAGGCCUUGUCUGAACUGUGUAUUCUUCUGAUGACUCUAAGCCGAAUGAUUUAAUUUUCCUCCAACGACAGCCAGAUAUUAGCGAGGGAAGUUUAAAAUCACAAGGUAUGGCACAUUUUAUCAUAAAACAUGGAAAGAAGUGAUUACAAAAUAACUGUAUGUCUGUUUGAAAGAUUAUUAUACUGACAAAAAUGUCAAGUUUUUAGUUUG
Molecule: messenger RNA, 4294 nt
Organism: Scatophagus argus
Lineage: Eukaryota; Metazoa; Chordata; Actinopteri; Scatophagidae
Product: dipeptidyl aminopeptidase-like protein 6
Exons: 26
Coding region: 782-3310 (842 amino acids)
Biological process (GO): proteolysis
Molecular function (GO): serine-type peptidase activity; dipeptidyl-peptidase activity
Source: RefSeq, a predicted model, not a curated record